This is a messenger RNA of Nothobranchius furzeri (turquoise killifish), 3487 nucleotides long. The record is from RefSeq and is a predicted model, not a curated record. NCBI's taxonomy places the organism in Eukaryota, Metazoa, Chordata, Actinopteri, Cyprinodontiformes, Nothobranchiidae.
UCUGAAAACAGUCUGGACACCAGCAGCACCAUGGAGCACAUGUCCUCUCCAGUCAGGUUUCGUAGUAAUAAAAAAGGUAUGUUUAUUUUACUAAACACUCCUAAUCAUCUGCUUCAGGAUAAUUAAUGAUAGUUUCAGCCAAUAGAAAUGCAUCUUAACCUCUCAGCCUUUACUUUUCCAUGUAAGCUCCUACUUUUAAGUUAAUUAGCUAUUUUACAUCCUGUUGUCCUUUUAUUUUCUCAUUUUCUAAAGAUUUUUGUAUCAAAGUAAGUUUAUACAUUUUUCGCUCUCUUAUGCAUUGGUUUUGGGUUUCUGUUUUCAAAUAGGACUAAACGAUCUUAUGUUUCCUUUUAGAAUGUUUAUUUUGCAAUUUUUUUCUGAACCUGCAGCAUUUACAGAAAACCAGGUAGGACAAUUCCAAGAAACCUUUUAAUCAUAGUGUUUUUAUAGUUUGUAUUUGUGUUAGGAGUUAAGUCUUCUACCCUCUUUCCCCGCCCCUGAUAGAGCAUUAAGAGCUAGGUUAAGCCUACUGCAAAGCUUUCUGGGUAAUGAGAUUUGACAAGCACUGCCAGAUGAGCCCUUGUCUGGGCUGUGCUGCUCUGUUGUCUUUAGACCAGGUUUAUUAUGUGUAUCUACUGCGAAUCCAGCGGAGAUUGGACCUUCCUCGAUGCUUAUAGAAAAAACUAUUUCUUAAAUAGUGAAAAAAUUAACUUUUAAAAUUAGCCUCAGUUAAAAAUGCACUCUAGGUUUGAGUGAGUGAAUUAAUCCCACUGACCCUCAGCUUCAUGCUGGUUUUUGUCUCCAUCCUGACUGGACAGAUGGAUGAGUUCCUUUGUAAUGUUCUAAUAGGAUCACAGGUUGGAGCUAAUCAGUUAAGAAAGAGUGUAGUCAAACACUGCAAGUGAAGAAACUCAGAAGAGCUUCUUCUCUUACCAUCUCAGCAGCCUUAAUCUCUUUGUUUUCAGUCCUGCAGGGAUGAGCAACCCCCCCAUAAAUAAAGAAAUAAAUAAAAUUCCUUGUGAGUCAACUAAAAACCCAAACAACAAUCUGGAUUCCUUAUCCAUUUAGUGAAAUGUCGAUUUUAAGGUUUUCAUGCACUUGUUAGAUUUCUGGUAACUAGAAGAACCUACGAACCCUAUCAUUGACAGCUUUGCUAUUUCUGCUACAUUCCAACAUUACAGAGAGAAAGGAAAGGGUAGAGACGAUACAGGAAUAACAGGACAAGUAAAUGGUAUUGAUUUGACACCAGGGUGGAGAAACCAAUUUGUCCAGCCUGUCCAUCGAGGACCAGGAGGACGUUCAGUUUCCUUAUGCUAUGAGGGAUCUACCUCCCAUCAGUCAGUCUGCUGAACACUUUCAAAGGCUGGGCCUGCACGAAGAAGAGGAGACUCCAACAGAAUCCAAUGGAAGGCUGAAGAGCUCUUCCGGGACGUCGUCUCUACCCUGUUCCAUCUAUUUCCCCCCCACUGGUUCUCCAACAGUCCCUCCCAGACGAAAUCAUGCAGGAUUAGACCCACAGUUUCUGCCUUUGAGGAAACAGAUCGUCUCACAGGUAUCUCUGGAGUCUCCGCUCAGCCCAGCCUCUCUGCCUCGAAGUCCAUGGGGGCGUCCUGACCCUUAUGACUCUCCAGAGGAUCAGGACAAAGAAUAUGUGGGUUUUGCUACGUUACCCAACCAGGUUCACAGAAAAACAGUGAAGAAAGGUUUCACGUUCACUGUCAUGGUGGCUGGAGAGUCUGGCCUUGGUAAGUCCACAUUGAUCAACAGUUUGUUCCUCACUGACCUCUACAAAGAGAGAAAGGUUCCUAAUGCUGAAGAACGAAUCGGUCAAACAGUCGACAUCGUCAAACACAUGAUUGGCAUCGAGGAGAAAGGAAUCAAACUGAGGCUCACCAUCAUUGACACUCCAGGGUUUGGAGAUGCUGUCAAUAACAUAAAAAGCUGGAAGCACAUAGAGGACUACAUUGACCAACAGUUUGAGCAGUUUUUCAGAGACGAGAGCGGGCUUAACAGAAAGAACAUCCAGGACAACAGAGUCCACUGUCUUCUGUACUUCGUCUCUCCGUUUGGUCACGGUCUCCGACCACUAGAUGUGGAGUGCAUGAAGGCCUUGCAUGAAAAAGUCAACAUAAUUCCUCUUUUGGCCAAAGCUGACAGCCUGACACAAGCAGAGAUCCUCAAAAAGAAGAUGAAGAUCAGAGAGGACAUCAGACAGUUCGGGGUUAACAUCUACCAGUUUCCAGACUGUGAUUCAGAUGAAGAUGAAGAAUUAAAGACACAGGAACAGUUUCUCAAGGACAGCAUACCGUUCGCUGUAAUCGGGAGUAACAUACAGGUGGAAAGCAAAGGCCGAAAGUUCAGGGGUCGUUCUUAUCCUUGGGGUGUGGUAGAAGUGGAGAACCCGGUGCACUCCGACUUCCUGCUGCUGAGGAACAUGCUGGUGAGGACGCACAUGCAGGAUCUUAAGGAUGUGACGCGAGAAAUCCACUAUGAAAACUACAGAGCCCAGUGCAUCCAGAACAUGACGCGCAUGAUGGUGCUGGAGAGGAAACGCAGUUUGCGGGAGAAGUAUCGAGAGGGGUAUGAGGCAGACUUUCCUCUACCGCUUGCAGUCGUUGACACCGAGAAGGAGAGGCAGAUCUUUGAGAAAGAUGAAGAGCUGAGGAAGAUGCAGGAGGUGCUGGAGAGGAUUCAAGAGCAGAUACAGCAGGGUCAAUGAGACAGCUGCUGAAAACAAUCAAAAAGCCUGCAAUCCCAACAAAAUACACAGAAACAUUUGGCCUGAUCAAUGCAAGCAUCAGCAACUGACCGCAUUAAAAUCAAGAGAGCUGAUCGGUUGAAGCAAACUCUUCAAUUUCUUUUGCCAAUCAAAGAAACUUCACAUUCCUCAUUGUGACAGAAACUGAUCCAGAUGUUCAAGAAUUUCUCUCAACAUCUACUUUAACCGAUUCACUUCAAAUGGGCUUUUCCUGCUAUUUUGAAGUGUUUCUCUGUCAGUUUUUUUAAUGAUUACAAUAUUACUUGUUGCAGCUCAAUUCCUGAAAACCUUCAAGCACAGCCAGGAUCAAGUGCAUCAUUUCAGUUUUGCAUUGCAGGUUUUUAUACAGAAUUCUACAGUUAUUUCCUAAUGUAAAUAUCACCAACAUCUACAAAAGGAAGUAUUGUUGGUACUUUUUGUGGUCAAAUCCACCAGGAAUUUAACAUUUCUUGCCAAGAUUGUGAAUAAGAAUUUUUGGCGAUUUGAGCUUUUUAAAGAUAUUUUACGCUAUUUCUCUAAUAGGGAAGACUGUCCAGGAAGUAAAACAAUGCAAAAUGUCUGAAUGGUUUAAUAGAUUGUGUUCUUUAUUUGUGACAAUUUAACACCGUCUAGUGGUAUUGAUGUUGGUGCUGUAUGUGAGUUAAUUUGUCUUUUUGUAAUUUAUCUCAGUAAAGUUGUUGUUUGUUUUGUUAAAGAAAUAAUAGAUUGUUUUUAAAACUUUAAACUAGA